This is a messenger RNA of Arabis nemorensis, 711 nucleotides long. NCBI's taxonomy places the organism in Eukaryota, Viridiplantae, Streptophyta, Magnoliopsida, Brassicales, Brassicaceae. The record is from the annotation of a GenBank genome assembly.
AUGGCGAGUACAUUAGAUGUAUCAAGAGCCGAGCUUGCUCUUGUGGUGAUGUAUUUGAACAAAGCAGAGGCAAGGGAUAAGUUAUGCAGAGCAAUACAGUAUGGUUCCAAGUUCUUGAGUGGUGGACAACCUGGUACUGCUCAAACUGUUGACAAAAACACUAGCUUAGCUAGGAAAGUCUUUCGUCUUUUCAAGUUUGUUAAUGACUUACAUGGUCUCAUCAGUCCUGUGCCUAAAGGGACUCCACUUCCUCUUGUCUUACUUGGAAAGUCGAAGAAUGCGCUUUUGUCUACAUUCUUGUUCCUGGAUCAAAUUGUCUGGCUUGGGAGAUCAGGAAUAUAUAAGAACAAAGAGCGAGCUGAGUUACUUGGACGUAUAUCGCUUUUCUGCUGGAUGGGAUCCUCAGUUUGUACAACUUUAGUCGAGAUUGGUGAGAUUGGAAGGCUCUCUUCAUCGAUGAAGAAGAUCGAAAAGGGGCUUAAGAAUGGUAACAAGUAUCAAGAUGAGGAGUAUAGUGCUAAGCUUAAAAAAUCGAACGAGNGGACACUUUCUCUGAUCAAAUCAGCCAUGGACAUUGUUGUAGCAGCUGGUCUUCUUCAGUUAUCUCCACAAAAGAUCACUCCUCGUGUCACCGGUGCAUUUGGAUUUACCACCUCAAUCAUUUCAUGUUACCAGUUGCUUCCGACACGCCCCAAGAUCAAAACAACUUGA